Molecule: messenger RNA, 2713 nt
Organism: Brassica napus (rape)
Lineage: Eukaryota; Viridiplantae; Streptophyta; Magnoliopsida; Brassicales; Brassicaceae
Product: 9-cis-epoxycarotenoid dioxygenase NCED2, chloroplastic
Exons: 1
Coding region: 831-2582 (583 amino acids)
Biological process (GO): carotene catabolic process
Cellular component (GO): chloroplast stroma
Molecular function (GO): carotenoid dioxygenase activity
Source: RefSeq, a predicted model, not a curated record
AAUGGUUUUUUGGUUCUAUUUAUAUUUUAUAGUGGCUUAUUAUUUAGUUAUAAUUUCUUAUAUAAUACAUAUUUUUACUGUAUCAACAAGUUGAUUUAAUGUAUUUAUUGGCAUAUGUGAAGGAUAUCGGGAAACUAAGAGUAUUUAAACUAAAUUUUUAAAUCAAUCUAAAGGUUUAUUAUUAUUAAAUAUAUAAGACAAAAAUCAUUUAGUAAGAGAUGUGCAAUAUGUUUAGCAAUCAAAAGUUUUAUAGAAAAAAUCUCUUAAUACCUUACUUGAUUUCUUUUGGACAACAACACUUUAUUUCACGAGCAAAAUUUGAUAUUCGAUAUGUAAUUUACUGUUUUAAAAUUUUUAAAUAUUUUUAAUUUACUUUUGAUGUUAUUUAAUAAAUAAAGAAAUCUGACACAAUGCAAUGAAUUUUCGAAGAAAAAAUAUUCUUUUCUUAAUAUGAUAUCAAAAAGAUUUGUUUCCUAAUAAGAAAAUUUGUCUUAAUGACUUCCCGCUUUUAACCAUAAUGCAUCAAAAUUAUUUAGUAUUAAUAUGUUUUCUAUGGGUUUUCAUGUAAUACAAGGCUGGUUUAUAUCAUUUUCUAAACGUCCUACCAAAAAAAAAAAUAUCAUUUUCUAAACGUACUUGUAAAUACAUCAAAUUAUUUAGUAUUUAGUAUUACUCUCUGUCUCUAUCUCUUAUCCAACUCUAUAUAUAGUUUCUCUUUCUUGGUUUUUCUUAUCAUCGAACUUUCUAUUCAUCUCCUCUCUCUAUUCUCUCUCCCUCUCGCUCUCAGUCUUCAGACCAGAAACAAGAUACAGUCAGUGUCUCAAAAUACCAUGAUGGUUUCUCUGCUUACAAUGUCGAUGAGUGGUGCUCAAACAUGGCCUCAGGCCCAUACUGAUUUAGGCUUUGGGCCCAUCAAAAGACAGCCGAAGAUUAAAUGCACGGUGCAUAUCGACGUAACGGAAUUACCCUUGAAACGGCCUUCAUUCACACCCAGAACCACCGCGACGCCACCGCGGCAUAAUCCUCUCCGGCUAAACAUCUUCCAGAAAGCAGCGGCGAUUGCGAUCGAUGUGGCUGAGCGAGCGUUGAUCUCACGUGAGCAAGAUACUCCUCUUCCCAAAACCGCUGAUCCACGUAUUCAAAUCGCCGGGAAUUAUUUCCCGGUGCCGGAAUUUCCCGUCCGAGAGUGUCUCGACGUUGAAGGAACAAUCCCUGACUGCAUUAACGGAGUUUAUGUCCGUAACGGUGCAAAUCCGAUGUUCGAGCCAAUCGCUGGGCAUCAUUUGUUCGACGGAGACGGAAUGGUUCACGCAGUUAAAAUAACCAACGGUUCAGCAAGCUACGCAUGCCGGUUUACUAAAACCGAGAGAUUAAUUCAAGAAAAACGAUUGGGUCGACCGGUUUUUCCGAAAGCAAUCGGCGAGCUUCACGGCCACUCGGGAAUCGCACGUCUGAUGCUUUUUUACGCACGUGGGCUUUGCGGCCUCGUCAACAAUCAAAACGGCGUCGGGGUAGCGAACGCCGGUUUGGUUUACUUCAAUAACCGGCUUUUAGCAAUGUCAGAAGACGAUUUACCGUACCAAUUAAAAAUAACUCAAACCGGCGACCUCCAAACCGUUGGGCGUUACGAUUUCGACGGUCAGUUAAAAUCAUCGAUGAUCGCCCACCCGAAACUCGACCCGGUUACAAAGGAGCUCCACGCGCUAAGCUACGACGUCGUUAAAAAGCCUUACCUGAAAUAUUUCAGAUUCUCGCCGGACGGCGUUAAAUCACCGGAGCUGGAGAUCCCGCUCGAGACUCCGACGAUGGUUCACGAUUUCGCUAUAACGGAGAAUUUCGUGGUGAUUCCGGAUCAGCAAGUCGUGUUUAAGCUAGGGGAGAUGAUCGCCGGAAACUCUCCGGUGAUUUUCGACGGCGAAAAGGUUUCGCGAUUGGGGAUAAUGCCGAAAGACGCGACGGAGGCUUCCGAGGUAAUCUGGGUGAAUUCGCCGGAGACAUUCUGUUUCCAUCUCUGGAACGCGUGGGAAUCGCCGGAGACGGAGGAAGUGGUGGUGAUCGGGUCGUGUAUGUCGCCGGCGGAUUCUAUCUUCAACGAGAGAGACGAGAGCUUGAGAAGCGUCUUGACUGAGAUCAGGAUAAACCUCAGGACGCGUGAAGCCACGCGACGCGCGUUGCUGGAUGACGAUGUGAAUUUAGAAAUCGGUAUGGUUAACCGAAACCGGUUAGGUAGAAAAACCCGGUUCGCGUUUCUGGCUAUCGCUGAUCCUUGGCCAAAAGUUUGCGGUUUCGCCAAGGUUGAUCUUUGCACCGGUGAAAUCGAAAAGUACAUUUACGGCGGCGAGAAGUACGGAGGAGAACCGUUUUUCUUGCCCGGUGGCACCGUUGACGGUAAGGGAGGAGAAAAUGAAGAUGACGGUUACAUAUUCUCUCACGUCCACGACGAAGAGAAAGAGACGUCCGAACUUCAGAUUAUUAACGCCGUUAAUUUAAAGCUUGAAGCUACGAUUAAACUACCGUCUAGAGUACCGUACGGGUUUCAUGGUACAUUUGUGGAUUCAAGUGAACUCGUGGAUCAAUCAUAAUAAUUAUUGUACUUGUUAAUGAUUUUAAAAAGUAGAUAUAGGUUAAGAUUCUAACAAUUUGUACCAGUUUUAUAACGAAUGGUUAUAGAUUGUAUUUGCCUUUUGUUUGGACGUGAUACAUUCAAAAUAAA